Messenger RNA from Daphnia magna, 2479 nucleotides. RefSeq lists its product as uncharacterized. Bases 316 to 2418 code for a protein of 700 amino acids. NCBI's taxonomy places the organism in Eukaryota, Metazoa, Arthropoda, Branchiopoda, Diplostraca, Daphniidae. The transcript has 5 exons. Gene Ontology annotation, molecular function: zinc ion binding. The record is from RefSeq and is a predicted model, not a curated record.
UUUUCAAAAUGGUCGAAAAUCUCGAUUGUGGUAAGGCAGCCUAAAAUUAACACAGGCUUCUUAUGGAGACCCUUUUUAAAUUAAAUCAUUAAGUGAGAAAUAACUAGUCUUUUCUAUUUAUUAUUUUUUUUUCUGAUAAGUCAUCAUUCUAGCUAGUAUCUUGUUUUUUUUUAUUCCUGAAAAACUAUGGUAUAUAUUUUAAUUUAAUUUUUUUCCGGGAUUGUUUACAUAAGUUCGUCGGCUAGUCUCAGUUUCAAAUUAGUCUGCCGCCAUUCUCAUCUGUCAAUAUUUUAGUUUGUUCUCUUUGCCACAGACAUGGCUACUAGUCAAAGUAUUGAGUUAUACCGUCUGUCACCAUAUUGUAGAGCAUUAGUCCCCAAAGAGCAAAAGCUAUACAUUGAAAAACUUAUUGCUAUAGAUUCUGACGAUCCUUAUCUUUUCCCAUCGGAGUUGUGGAAAAGCAGUGGCUUUCCUAAUUUAAAAGAGCACGACGUUUUCCAGUACUGCGUUGCUAAACAUAGCAAAAGCACAGGAUUACAAUUAUGUGCCUAUAAAGCCAUUAGAGAUGCUGAACAGUAUGUCAGUUGUGGAUGGGUUAAGGACAUAUUCCGUGUGACAUUGAGCAAUUCUAUAGUGAUUGUAAGUUGUAGAGUACACCAUUCUCAAUCUAUAAGAAAAUCUCUACUGAAUCCUUGGGUUGCAAUUAAAAAUGACAUGUCGAUUAUAUGUUCAAGCUGUGACUGUGAAGCUGGACUUGGUGGUGUGUGUUCACACGUAGGUGCAAUGUUGUACAAGAUCAUAGCAGUUAACAACUUGCCAUGUACAUCACAAGAAAACAGAUGGAUUGAUACAUUAAAUAGAAAUGAUUUGAAACUCUUCAAACAACUAAGUGGCAUGAAUGACACUAUUUACAAAUCCAAGUACCACGGUAGCAAAAACAAGACUAAGCUUUACGACUCAGCAUCAAUACCACUUAUGACAACUGAAGAGCAGAGUGAGUAUGAGAAAGUCCUAUUGAAGAACAAAGCUGUUCAACUUCAGGUUGUGAACAAAAACGAGUUCUACAAACAUUUUCAACCACCUGAACUUCCAGUUGCUUUUGGCACAAUAUUUAUAGCUUCUCUAGUAGGAAAAUCCUAUGUCACAGUAAUGGAAGAAUGUGAACGAUUGCUUAAAGGUUGCACACUAAGUGUCACAGAAGUUCAGAUUGAGAAUGUAAACACGUGUACAAUAGGCCAGAAAAAAACGCAAUUUUGGCAAUUAUUUCGAGCUGGAAGGUGUACAGCAUCAAAUGCUUACCCAAUUUUCAAUGCAAACAUAAAGAAACCUGCACUAUGGUUAUUGAAAAAGUCUUGCUACCCUGCCGAAAAAGCAUUUUCAACAGAAGCUACGCGGUAUGGAGUUGAUAAUGAAAAUAGGUGCAUAACAAAAGGCUGCAAAAUGUUAACGAAGAGAAAUUUACAUCAUCAAUUCAAUGUAACUAAAUGUGGAUUAAUAAUCUCAUCUGAGUUCCCGGAAGUAGCAGCUUCACCCGAUGCGCUGUUUCAUUGCAAGUGUCAUGGCAUGGGUGUAAUUGAGGCAAAAUGUUCCUGGAAACAUAGGUAUGCUGUCAGUUUGAAGGAAGUUUGUACAUCACAUAAAGACUUUUACUUAAGCUAUGAUGAAGAAGCACAAGUAUUUAAUCUGAAAAAGAAUCACCCAUACUACUAUCAAGUUCAGCAGCAGCUCCUUGUAACUAAGCGUAAAUUUGCGUUAUUCAUGGUCUACAUUGAAAAUGACGUCGCUGUGGUAUAUGUGCCUGAAGACAUACUAUUGUGCAACGAGAUAAGAAUACGAUCUCAAUUUUACUUCAGAGAAGUACUACUACCUCAACUAGUUAGCGAUUAUUUUUACGCUAGUCACCAAGUUGUAACUAUGAUGGAAGAACAUUCUGUGAUCGAAGUCAAUACGCCUGUUAGUAAUUCACAAGCCUGUGCAUCACAGUCACCAGUAUUUCAAGCACAGUAUGCGCAUAAUAAUGUUGAAACUGCAAUGACAAACCUAAUUGAAAAUGAAGCCACGGUUGGACAUGUUAAUAUGGAGGAAGAUAUAAACGUCCAGACAGGAAAUCAAACAGCAUUGAAUACUUCACAUUCCUUUUACUGCAUUUGCCAACAACAUCUACCUGGGGAGGAAACUGUUAUUUGCAGGAAUGUAAACUGCAUUAUAAAGGUAUUUCACAAAUGCUGCAUCAUACCGCAGAGAAUACGAUUUGGACCAAAGUGGAUCUGUAAAAACUGUUUGUCUGAUGAGAAGAAAGCAAAGAAGAGCAACGACAAAGAAAAUCAAACCUCAAGCUCUGUCAAUGCAAAACGCUUACCAAAGACUAAUUUAGAUCUCACACAUACAACCCGCAAACCAUUAAAUUACAAAAAUUAAGUAAUAUAAGUUAUCGUUAGUGUAAUAUGGAAUAAGAAUGUGGAAUACAAAUUGAAAUUUC